CUUCAGAAUUCCAAGUUCAAUAAGACGCAUCCGACAAAGAUCGUCAUUCAUGGCUUUGGCGGUGGACGAAAUUUGGCGCCCAGUACAGAUUUACGAGAUGCGUAUUUCACGCGAGGCGAUUACAAUAUUAUAAUCGUGGAUUAUGGUUCGUUGGUACGCGAGCCCUGUCUCUCGCAGAUCUCUUGGGGUCCAGAUUUCUGCUCCCGGUGCAUCGCUCAAUUGGUCAAGUACCUGAGGGAUCAUCCGCGAGGUACGAGGGUGGAGAACAUACACGUCCUUGGAUACAGCGUGGGCGCGCAUAUCGGUGGACUCAUCGCAAAUUACUUGCCCAAUGACAAACUCGGAAGAAUUACGGGCCUCGAUCCGACGAUAUUUUUCUACAUGAACGGCAACCGCUCGAUGGAUUUAGACGAAACGGAUGCCCAUUUUGUGGACGUGAUCCAUACAGGCGCCGGCAUUUUGGGACAAUGGGGGCCAAACGGCCACGCGGAUUUCUACGUAAACGGUGGCUCGAGUCAGCCCGGGUGCGCCACUUCUUCUAUACUCCAAACGCUCUCGUGCGAUCACACAAAAGUGACGCCGUACUACAUAGAGUCAAUCACGACGAAGAAGGGAUUUUGGGCGGCUCCUUGCGCAAAUCUCUUUUCUUACCUGAUCGGAUGGUGCAACCCCAAGAGAGACGAGUAUAUCCUGAUGGGGGAGGAUUCGCCUCAUACAGCACGCGGCAUCUUCUAUCUGUCAACAAACGCACACAAACCGUACGCCCGAGGACUGCCAGAAAAAAGCCAGCGUCGGACAAAUCGGAAGCAAUCGUCCUCCCGCCAGUAUUAAGUCUGUUGAAGCAACUGAUCAACAUAAUUAUAGAAUAGCGUGUAAAUGAAUCAGUCGUUUUAAGCCACGUACACACUACGUCGUUGAAAA
Messenger RNA from Pogonomyrmex barbatus (red harvester ant), 921 nucleotides. Its product is annotated as phospholipase A1 member A. Gene Ontology annotation, biological process: lipid catabolic process. NCBI's taxonomy places the organism in Eukaryota, Metazoa, Arthropoda, Insecta, Hymenoptera, Formicidae. Gene Ontology annotation, molecular function: serine hydrolase activity; lipase activity. The record is from RefSeq and is a predicted model, not a curated record.